Molecule: messenger RNA, 2760 nt
Organism: Callorhinchus milii (elephant shark)
Lineage: Eukaryota; Metazoa; Chordata; Chondrichthyes; Chimaeriformes; Callorhinchidae
Gene: hic2
Product: hypermethylated in cancer 2
Exons: 3
Coding region: 270-2069 (599 amino acids)
Biological process (GO): regulation of transcription by RNA polymerase II
Cellular component (GO): nucleus
Molecular function (GO): DNA-binding transcription factor activity, RNA polymerase II-specific; RNA polymerase II cis-regulatory region sequence-specific DNA binding; protein binding
Source: RefSeq, a predicted model, not a curated record
GGAGUUGGUUUGCCCACCUUUGUCUGUGCCGAUCGAGGGAAAGCAUCCAUGGCAGACGGCGUCUAAAUUCAGAUUAAGCGAGAUUCUGAACGUGUGAAUUGCAACGUGGCUGUUCAGCUCUGUCCUGUGUGGGGCUGAUUGUCUGCAGAUGCUAACUUGUUCUGCUCAGUUUCCGAGGUGAUCUCCUAAGGCUGGACGAGUGAAAAGGGAAGACAAAGGGAGGGGUGGAGGCGGAGUUGGAGGAGAGGAACGGAGGAGUGGAAGAUAGGAUGGAGCUACCCAACCACGCCAAGCAGUUGCUGCAACAGCUGAACCAACAGAGGAGCAAGGGCUUCUUCUGCGAUGUGAUCAUCGUGGUGGAGAACGCUCUGUUCCGCGCGCACAAGACCAUCUUGGCGGCCAGCAGCGUCUAUUUCAAGUCGCUGGUGCUCCACGACAACCUCAUCAACCUGGACACGGACAUGGUGACCGCCUCGGUCUUCAGGCAAGUGCUGGACUUCAUCUACACGGGCAAAGUGGCUGCCGGUGAGCUGUCUGCCCCCCACAGCCUGGCUGCUCUACUCACGGCGGCCAGCUACCUCCAGCUACACGAUCUGGGCGCUUUGUGUAGGAAAAGGAUCAAGAGAGGAGACACCAAGGCCUCUGGAGGAGGAAGAUUGGGACCUCUUCCUCCUCCUCCACAACAGCAUCACAGGAAACAACAGCAACAACAACAAGCCGGGCUUUGCUGCCCAGCUCCCGGCCACCUCUCCAACUCCAGCCCCAGGCUUCUGGUGGGCCUGAGUGGCGGGAACAGAGCCAGCCACCUCCAGCACACGCCUGCCUCGCUGCACUCUCGCUACCCUGGCUCCCCUGAGGCGCAAGAGGCAGGCGGGGAGGAGGGCUACGGGCCCGGGGGAGGCCGGACGGCUCAAGCUAACGGAGCCCCUGGCCUCGGGCCUGAGAUGUUAGGCCUUGAUCUGUCCAAGAAGAGCCCACCCCUGUCUGCCCACCUGCUGCCCGAGGAGAUGCCGAUGCAGCUGGGGGAGAGCGAGCAGGCCUCACCCACAGCCUCGGCCUCCAUCGACAACCACAGCGACCACCAGCACCGGGAGAGCAGCGAGGGCUCGGCGGCGGCCACGGACACAGGCCAGACCUCGCACAAGGCCUACCCCAGGGCCUCAGUCUCGGCCUCGGGCCGGGCCUGGCUGAAGCGGGAGCGGGCGGGGAGCGGCCGGCAGCGGGCGGUGAACGGGGUGAUCGUGGGCCCCGUCCCGGGCAGCGAGAUAGCAAAGCCUGUGGGAGGCGGAGGAGGCGGGUCGAGGAGAAUGGCAAGGGCAGCGAGGAGAGCGGGGCCGAGGAGGAGGAGGACGGCGGAGGACGAGGGGGACGAAGAUGGCGGAGGCGGCGGGGGGGCCGAAGAGGAGCAGCGGCGGCGGCACAAGGCUGCGGUGGGGGCCUCGGGCCUGGCCUACCGCUUCGAGCCGGCGGCCUACGGCGACAACCUGUACGUGUGCAUCCCGUGCGGGAAGGGCUUCCCGAGCUCGGAGCAGCUGAACACCCACGUGGAGCGUCACACGGAGGAGGAGCUGUACAUCAAGGAGGAGGUGGAGGAUGAGGAGGAAGCGGCGGGCGAGGGCGAGGCCCCGACCAAGGCCGGGGGCUCGGGUGGCUCGCCCAUGCCCAGCCCGGCGGCCCCCCACCCAGCCUACGCGGCGACUCAAGGCCCGGGCUCCGCGGGAGACACCAGGCCCUACCGCUGCUCGGUCUGCGACAAGAGCUACCGCGACCCGGCCACCCUGCGGCAGCACGAGAAGACGCACUGGCUGUCCCGGCCCUUCCCCUGCAACAUCUGCGGCAAGAUGUUCACGCAGCGCGGCACCAUGACCCGGCACAUGCGCAGCCACCUGGGCCUCAAGCCCUUCGCCUGCGAGGAGUGCGGCAUGCGCUUCACCCGCCAGUACCGCCUGACCGAGCACAUGCGCGUCCACUCCGGGGAGAAGCCGUACGAGUGCCAGGUGUGCGGGGGCAAGUUCACCCAGCAGCGCAACCUCAUCAGCCACAUGAGGAUGCACACGUCGCCCACAUAGAGCUCCAGGUUUCACCCAGGCCUCAGGCUUCACCCAGGCCUCAGGCUUCACUAGGCCUCAGGCUUCACCCAGGCCUAACCUCAGGCCUCAAGGCCUCACCUAGGUCUCAGGGCCCAGGGCUAGGGAGGGAGGGAGGGAGGGGGACAGAGAGGGCAGGACAAGGGGGGCACAAGCCAAAGACUUCAGCUAUAAUAACUAUCUAUCUCAGAGAAAUGGGCUCCUGCUUUUUCUCUCUCUCUCACUCUCUCUCUGCCUCACUCACUUGUUCAAUCACUUGCACCAUCUCUACCUCCUUCUCACUCACUCACUCACUCACUCACUCACCAUCACCCUCUUCGCUCUCUCACUCGCUCCAUCCUCUUCUCUCAUUCAGUCCACCAUCAUCCCCCUCCCUCUCCCGCACCAUCACUGCCGAACCCGUCAAGGACACAAGACUCGCUUCACAUCGAGUCCCAUAUCUCUGUUUUGUCGGGAGGGGGAGAGAGAAAAAAAACAAUUUUAGAGAGUACCUUGUUUUAUAAAAGUAAGGACUUUGUAUCAUUUUUAUGUGAAUGUUUAAACUGGACGUUUUGGAGGGUUGGACGUGGGUAGAUAGGUUGGUGCGCGGGUGGGGACUUACUGCAGUUUUCUUUAAAAGACCCCCAUUAUUUCCUUUUAUAUUUUAUCUCCAAUUCCCCCUCUCUACUCUUUC